AUGAACACUUUAUCUCAAUUUCUCUUCCUUUCACUCACAUUCAUUUGGUUCAUAUCUCUAACAGCUUUUGCUGCUACUAAAAUCCACCCCGAUGAAAGGAAAGCUCUUGAAGAUAUAGGUAAAUCACUUGGUAAGAAAGAUUGGAACUUUGAUAUUGACCCCUGCAGCAACAAGCCUAAUUGGGUUACGCCUCCUAUACCCAAAGUCUUAGAUAACAAUGUCACCUGUGAUUGCUCUGUUGCUGGUGAUAACUUCUGCCAUGUUAUUUGGAUAAGUUUGAAAGGGCAAAAUCUCCAAGGCACUCUCCCACCGGAACUGAGCAGGUUACGUUACCUUCAAAUGAUUGACCUCGCUCGCAAUAACUUGAAUGGUACAAUUCCUAAAGAAUGGGGCUCCUUGACGAAUAUUCGUAAACUGGCUCUCCUCUCAAAUCGAUUAACCGGUUCAAUACCAGUGGAGAUUGCUAACAUAUCUCAUCUCCAAGAAUUGGAGUUAUAUAACAAUCAAUUUUCUGGAAAUCUUCCUCCUGGACUUGGGCAUCUAACCCAAAUUCGAACAAUGCGACUUUCCUCUAAUAAUUUUACUGGAGAACUACCUGUGACAUUCGCCAAGCUCACUACAUUGACGGAAUUCCGAAUUGAGGACAACCAAUUCUCUGGAAAGAUACCCGAUUAUAUUCAGAACUGGACAAGUAUUAAUAAGAUAAUGAUUCAAGGAAGUGGAUUAAGCGGGCCUAUUCCUUCUGGAAUUUCACUUUUGAGGAACUUAUCUGAUUUGAGAAUUAGUGAUUUGAAAGGAUCUGAAUAUGCACCAUUGCCACAACUUAAAAAUCUGACAUUGUUAAACAACCUGAUUCUGAGGAAUAGCAACAUCAAUGGAACUCUACCUGAAAAUCUUAAGACAUUGAAAUCAUUAAAAAUCUUAGACCUUAGCUUUAACAACUUCAGUGGAACAAUUCCGAAGACCUAUGCUGACAUGAACAGUGUGAAAUAUAUAUUUUUAACUGGAAACCUUCUGACUGGACCAGUGCCGGCUUGGAAAAAGAAUGUCAGUGUAGACCUUUCAUACAAUAACUUCAGUAUCAGCCAAGGGAGUCAGAUAUGUCAAGAUGAAAAUGUGAACUUGUUUUCAACCUCAUGGGCACGCAAUGACAUAGGAAAUUCUUCGUGUUUGAGCUUCGAAUGUCCCAAACCCUCAAGCUCACUCUAUAUAAAUUGUGGCGGAAAUCAAACAAGAGUCAAUGGAAAAAGUUAUGACGGUGAUUCGGAUUCAUCUGGACCAGCUAGAUUUCAUACCAGUCCAACAGGAAACUGGUCAUUUAGCACCACUGGUGUAUUCAUUGAAAGUGAUAAUCUUGGAGAAACUUAUUCCCCAAAAAAUAUCUCUAAACUUACUAUGGAAGACUCUGAAUUGUACACCAAUGCACGUGUUUCUCCUAUUUCUUUGACUUAUUAUGGAUUUUGCCUGGCUAAUGGAAGCUACACAGUAAAUCUACAUUUUGCUGAAAUAAUGAUCCCAGAUGAUCAAACUUACGGUAGUAAUGGAAGGCGUAUAUUUGAUAUCUACCUUCAGGGAAGUGCAGUGCAAAAGGACUUCAACAUUGCCAAAGAAGCAGGAGGAGUUGGUAAGAAAAUCAUAAAACAGUUCAAUGAUGUUGUUGUUACAAGUAAUACCUUGGAGAUCCGUUUGUAUUGGGCUGGAAAAGGGACACAGUCUCUCCCAAAUAAAUCAGUUUACGGUCCUCUUAUAUCCGCUAUAUCUGUGGAAUCAUCUGACUCUGCACCUGGAAUCAUAUCUGCAGGAGCUGCAGUUGGAAUUGUGGUUGCAGCAACAAUUAUCAUGUUAUCAUUCUAG
This is a messenger RNA of Vicia faba (fava bean), 1854 nucleotides long. The record is from the annotation of a GenBank genome assembly. NCBI's taxonomy places the organism in Eukaryota, Viridiplantae, Streptophyta, Magnoliopsida, Fabales, Fabaceae.